Messenger RNA from Ziziphus jujuba (common jujube), 1714 nucleotides. RefSeq lists its product as uncharacterized. Bases 106 to 1494 code for a protein of 462 amino acids. The transcript has 5 exons. Gene Ontology annotation, molecular function: aminoacylase activity. Gene Ontology annotation, biological process: amino acid metabolic process. The record is from RefSeq and is a predicted model, not a curated record. Gene Ontology annotation, cellular component: cytoplasm. Lineage: Eukaryota; Viridiplantae; Streptophyta; Magnoliopsida; Rosales; Rhamnaceae.
CAGAGUUGUUUUAUCAUCUCUCCCAGGAAAAUCUGAAAUCUAGUCCGCUUCUUUCCCACGCCCACACGCACACAAAGUGGAAAAAAAAAAAGAAAAAAGAAAAAAAUGGAAUUGAAAGGUUGCAGAGGUUUUGCUGGCUGGUACAGUGUUCUCACUCUCUGCUUGCUUUCUUUCAUAUAUAUGUCAUCCACAUCAGCAUCAGAAGAAGACCCACCAUCAUCAUCAUCGGCGGCGAUUAUAUCAAGAUUCCAACACUAUCUCCAAAUCAACACAGUCCAGCCUAAUCCCAAAUACCAUGAGGCAGCCGAUUUCUUACUCGCACAGGCCAAAUCUCUUUCCCUCGAAUCCCAAACCAUCGAGUUCGUGGAGGGCAAACCAGUUGUCCUCCUCAAAUGGCCUGGUUCUGACCCUUCUCUUCCUUCAAUCCUACUCAACUCCCACACAGACGUCGUUCAAGUUGAGCAGCACAAAUGGACCCACCACCCUUUUGCUGCUCAUCUCGAUUCGCAGGGGAAUAUAUACGCCAGAGGGUCGCAGGACAUGAAGUGCGUUGGUUUGCAGUAUUUGGAAGCUAUUCGACGCUUGAAGGCUUCUGGGUUUCGUCCCCUUCGGUCUGUUUAUCUCUCGUUUGUUCCUGAUGAGGAGAUUGGUGGCCAUGAUGGUGCUGAGAAGUUCGCCAAAUCUGACAUCUUCGAUGAUUUGAACGUGGGCGUAGUGCUUGAUGAAGGGUUGGCUUCGCCUAAUGAGCAUUACAGGGCGUUUUAUGGUGAGAGGAGCCCGUGGUCGUUGGUGAUUAAGGCUACAGGGGCGCCGGGUCAUGGUUCAAAGCUCUAUGACAACAGUGCCAUGGAGAACUUGUUGAAAAGCAUUGAGAGUAUCUGGAGGUUCCGUGCUUCACAGUUUGAUUUGGUCAAGGCUGGUCUCAAGGCUGAGGGCGAGGUCAUCUCGGUUAACAUGGCGUUUUUGAAAGCUGGAACCCCAUCUCCUACUGGAUUUGUCAUGAACUUGCAGCCGUCUGAAGCAGAAGCAGGUUUUGAUAUUAGGGUCCCUCCUAAUGGUGAUCCAGAAGCUUUGGAAAGAAGGAUAGCUGAAGAAUGGGCGCCUGCUUCACGCAAUAUGACAUUUAGGCUUGGACAGUUCAAAGCGAAGGUGUCUGUGCUGGAUAAAUCUGGAAGACCUAUUAUUACAGCAACUGAUAGUACAAACCCCUGGUGGAAUCUGUUAGAAGAAGCCGUUAGAAAAGCUAAUGGAAAGCUUGGUAAACCAGAGAUCUUCCCUGCUUCAACGGAUGCUCGGUAUUUCAGGGAAAGGGGUUUGCCGGCAAUUGGCUUCUCUCCUAUGGCCAACACUCCAAUUCUUCUCCAUGACCACAAUGAGUUCCUAAACAAAGAUGAAUACUUGAAAGGAAUUGAAGCUUAUGAAUCUAUAAUUGAAGCUUAUGCAUCUUAUGUUGAGAAAGCAAGUGGUGGUGAUGGCUCAAGGGAUGAGUUAUAAGGAAGCAAAGUUUGGCCAUUCCCGUUUUCCAAAUUUCCCAGAGAAGAUGGUUGAUAUUAGUCUUUGUAUCUUUGUAAUGUCAAUAUGGUGGGGGAGAUAGAGAGAUGACCUUGUAAAAUAACAAUAAGUGGGGAAUGCUAGGGGCUUGAGCUUUCACCGGCAUCUCUGUACCGAGAUUGAGUCAUCAAAUAAUAUCCUUGAUAUUUUAGUAGUAGAAAAA